Chenopodium quinoa (quinoa) is the source of this 2814-nucleotide messenger RNA. RefSeq names its product ABC transporter G family member 22-like. Bases 192 to 2426 code for a protein of 744 amino acids. Gene Ontology annotation, molecular function: ATP binding; ABC-type transporter activity; ATP hydrolysis activity. The transcript has 11 exons. The record is from RefSeq and is a predicted model, not a curated record. Gene Ontology annotation, cellular component: membrane. NCBI's taxonomy places the organism in Eukaryota, Viridiplantae, Streptophyta, Magnoliopsida, Caryophyllales, Amaranthaceae.
GGGUUGCACCACUAAAGUUGUCACAGUUUAGUUGUUCUUUCAGUUUUCUUCUUCAAAGAGAUCACCACUUCCUCCUCUUUCUCUCUCCUCUUAAAUUUCUUCAUCUUUCAAACUUUGCCACCUGCAAAUUCAACUUACCAAUACAACUAAAAAAGGAAAUUAAAUUAUUAUUAAACUAGUGCGUAGCACAAAUGAUGGACAAGGUAAAUUCCACAAUGGGCUUAGUCCGAACAAAAUCGGACCAACUAGUGGAGUCGAUGGCAGCAGCAAUGGCGGCAAUGAAAUCCCCGCCAUCAGGGGACGGGAGUAUGGUGCCUACGGCUGAUGGAUCGCAUAAAUCGAGCCGUAGGAUAACCUCUCCCGGAGUGAAUAGGAGCAGUAGGAACUACAACAACAAUAGUCACAUUAGGAAAACAAGGAGUGCUCAAUUAAAACUUGAUAUUGAUGAUCUUAGCAAUGGGGCAGCCCUAAGUAGAGCCUCUAGUGCUAGCUUGGGUCUCUCCUUCUCCUUCACUGGCUUUAGCGUUCCUCCUGAGGAUAUUGCUGAUUCUAAGCCCUUCAGUGACGAUGAUAUUCCUGAGGAUCUUGAAGCGGGAACACGUAGGAAGAGACUCGACGCAGAGCCAACUUUUCCAAUCUAUCUGAAGUUUAAAGAAGUUACAUACAAGGUUGUUCUCAAAGGAUUUUCAAAUACAGAAGAGAAGCAAGUCUUACAUGGAAUCACAGGUUCAGUGAAUCCUGGAGAAGUGCUGGCUCUGAUGGGCCCUUCUGGAAGCGGGAAGACAACACUUUUGAAUGUUCUUGGAGGAAGGUUAACUCAGCCCAAAGCCGGAGGUUCUGUUACGUAUAAUGAUCAGCCAUACUCAAAACUCCUGAAAAGCAGGAUAGGGUUUGUGACUCAAGAUGAUGUUCUAUAUCCUCACCUCACUGUGAGAGAAACCCUUACAUAUGCUGCAUACUUACGGCUGCCAAAAAAAUUAACGAAGAAAGAAAAGGAACAACGAGCUAUGGAUGUCAUUUGCGAGCUAGGGUUGGAGAGAUGUCAGGACACAAUGAUAGGCGGUUCCUUUGUUCGUGGAGUUUCAGGUGGAGAAAGGAAGAGAGUUUGUAUUGGUAAUGAGAUAUUAAUCAACCCUUCCCUUCUCUUCCUAGAUGAACCAACCUCAGGCUUGGAUUCUACAACCGCCUUAAGGAUCAUCCAGGUGUUGCAAGAUAUAGCCGAGGAUGGGAAGACGGUCAUAACUACAAUCCACCAACCAUCAAGCAGACUUUUUCACAAGUUUGACAAACUAAUCCUUCUCGGAAAAGGAAGCUUGCUUUAUUUUGGAAAGGCAUCAAACGUGAUGAGCUAUUUUGCUACCAUAGGGUGUACCCCUCUGAUAUCCAUGAAUCCAGCAGAAUUCCUGCUAGACCUCGCCAAUGGGAACAUAAAUGACGUAACUGUACCAUCAGAAUUAGAUGAUAAAGUACACAUGGACGACCCAGAAACUGAAAGACCGAAUGGUAAACCAUCUGCUGCAGUUAUCCAUGAGUAUCUUGUGGAGUCCUACGAAUCACGAGUAGCAGAGAAAGAAAAGAGGAAGCUUGGAAUCCCUAUACCAAUAAAUGAAGAAAUGAAGUUGAAAUUAUCAUCUGUGAAGCGAGAAUGGGGAGCAACCUGGUUUCAACAAUAUUCAAUUUUAUUCAAGAGGGGAAUCAAAGAGCGAAGGCAUGAGUAUUUUAGCUGGCUGCGGGUUACCCAAGUUUUGGCCACAGCAGUUGUACUCGGGUUACUUUGGUGGCAGUCAGAUAGCAAAACUGAGAAGGGACUAGAGGAUCAGGCAGGGCUGCUUUUCUUUAUCGCUGUUUUUUGGGGUUUCUUUCCCGUCUUCACAGCAAUUUUUGCAUUCCCUCAAGAGAGAGCAAUGCUUCAGAAAGAAAGAGCAGCUGACAUGUAUCGAUUAAGUGCCUAUUUCCUUGCAAGAACGACAAGUGACCUACCACUCGAUCUUGUGCUUCCAGUUCUCUUCCUGCUAGUAGUCUACUUCAUGGCAGGCCUAAGGCCUGACGCAGUAACUUUUUUUCUAACAGUACUGACAGUUUUCCUCUGCAUUGUAGCUGCACAGGGACUUGGAUUGGCAAUAGGAGCUUCUCUAAUGGACAUUAAGAAGGCAACAACUCUAGGUUCUGUAACAGUAAUGACCUUCAUGUUGGCUGGUGGAUACUUUGUAAAGAAAGUUCCGAUAUUCAUAUCAUGGAUCCGUUACCUUUCUUUCAACUACCACACCUAUCGGCUGCUUCUCAAAGUACAUUAUGAGAAUCACAUUCAGCCCACAAAUUUGAUGAAAUUUGACAGUGGCUUAAUGGAGGUUGGUGCUCUGAUUGCCAUGGUCUUUGGCUACCGAUUAUUAGCAUACAUAGCCCUUAGGAGAAUGCGGCUUCAAUAAUAAGCUAUACCCACGGACCUAUUCAUUGGAUUACAAGCAGCGCAGCCUCCAAAUUUUUCUCCGAUUCCAAAUGCCUACCAGGGAGAAAUCUGUCAUAGUCACUGUCAAAAAGGGUAAGAAGAAAAGGCCAGCCUAGCAAAGAUGCUGAUCCAACUCCAGUUCUCCAAGUACUUUUAGUUAUUACUUCAGCCAAUGUAACAAAGAGCAUAGAGAAGUUAAAUGUCAGUUGCUUACAAGUGUAGUGAUAAUGUGCAAAAUAUAUCUUGAGAUAAGCUUUUUUCUAGUAAUAUCACUCUCAAAUUCUCAACUUUAUCCUAAGUUUAAUGUUAGUUCUCUCUCUAAUUGAUGUAAACAGCUUCGAGUAAUGGAAAAACAGUUUGAAGUAAAA